AUGUUAUUGCGAGUCAAACUUGUAAGGUGUGUGCUGUCUGUGGACGCACUGAUCCCUACUGCUGCUUCAACAUAUCAAUUAUACCGCCGGUGCGCAGAGCCCCCUCGCAGAGCUCCCCUCCGGGCGCGGCACGCACCGCACCGGCAGCGGCGCGGAGGGGCUCGGCCUCCGCCGCCCCCGCGGGACGCGCGGCCGCGGCGUCUUUGCGCCUUUGUGCCACCCGGGGCUGCGCGGAGCCCCCUCUGCCCCCCGCUCGGGCGGGUUUGCCCUCCUCCACCUCUGCCAAAUGCUUAUCCCGGGCCGCGGCGCUGCGCGGCUCCGCCAGCCCGCCGGGACCGUGCUACUGCCCCUGCUUUUGCCCCGGCCGGGCCGCCCGCCGCCGAGCCCGCCUGGCCGCGGCGCUGCGCGGGGCUGGGCGCUGGGAAGAAAGCGAAGAAAGUUGGGCGGGAGCGCGGGUCGGCGGCGGACACCCCCGCUGUCUCGUCCUUCCCCCGGUGUCUCCCCUUCCUUGCUUCAGCUUUGAGAGCCGCAACCGCGGUGGGAGUGGGCACGGAGACGCGAGGCUUCCUCGCCAUGGUGCUCGGAGGGAGCUGCCGGGGCUGCACUCCGCGCUCCCUCCUCUCGGAGCCGCAGGGGGAGUCGAGGGGCGAGGAGCCCGUCCCAGAGGGAGCAUAGCGGCUGUGCCGCGUCAGGGUCAGCAGAGGAACGGGAGAAAAGGGGACUCCCUCCCGCAGUAGGGUCUCACUAGACCUCCCGGCUUCUGGGGUGACUGGAAAACCACGGCCCUGGAAGCCAAGUUGCUGAUUGCCGGAGCUAAGAAGUGUAGUGCGUGUGGAGAAGAACUGAACCGUUCACCAGACUAGUGAGUGGACAGCUAGAAAAGAAAGUAACACAUUAUGUUAGUGCACCUUGCACAAAUAGCAGCCGUGAUGCUACGCCGUUUCUGAGGAAACCGAGGCUCAUACCAAGAGGAGUUGCAUGGGACAGAACACAGCUAAUACCAGGAGAUAUGAAACUGGUUAGUCCCCACAUGUUGCACAUAAAAAGAAUUCAUAAUGAGCAUCUGUGGGAUGUGGAAUGGAUCCCAUGAGUUAGCUGAAGACCUCAUAACGUGAAAAAAUAUCUCUUCGAUGGAAAUUCAUUUCCAUUUACUUGAAGUUAAACGGUUUGACUUUGAAUUUUCAUUAUCUGCUGUUGGAAGGAGCCUGUGACAGGUGAAGAAGAGUCUAUGGGUGGGAAUAAUGGAAAAUAUUUUGACUUUUGAGAGACUCUAAACUCUUCAAACCUAUUGUUAUAACAGAUGAUGCUUGACAUUGCAAAUCAUUCUGUCUUCCUUUUACUUGUAAGUCCUGUAAUCUGUAAUAAACUGUGUACAUGCA
Molecule: messenger RNA, 1379 nt
Organism: Pseudopipra pipra
Lineage: Eukaryota; Metazoa; Chordata; Aves; Passeriformes; Pipridae
Product: atherin-like
Exons: 4
Coding region: 1-675 (224 amino acids)
Source: RefSeq, a predicted model, not a curated record